Messenger RNA from Puntigrus tetrazona (Sumatra barb), 1771 nucleotides. It is a transcript of the gene utp18, whose product is annotated as UTP18 small subunit processome component. The record is from RefSeq and is a predicted model, not a curated record. The transcript has 13 exons. Gene Ontology annotation, biological process: rRNA processing. Gene Ontology annotation, cellular component: small-subunit processome; Pwp2p-containing subcomplex of 90S preribosome. Gene Ontology annotation, molecular function: protein binding. Lineage: Eukaryota; Metazoa; Chordata; Actinopteri; Cypriniformes; Cyprinidae. The coding region runs from base 122 to 1699 and encodes 525 amino acids.
CACCCCAGAAGAAGAAAAGAGGAAGUUGCGCUCACAUGUUUUGGCUGGAGCUUGAGCUCGUGCUGUAGUUUAUUUCUGAGGGACUUUAGCAGUUAAAGCAGAGGUGUUUAUUCUGCUCACGAUGACUGCGCCCGAGUCCUCCGUCAAGAAGCAGCUGAAGGCGGCGAAGAGGCCGCGGGUCGAGGAACCGGAACCGGACCCGGACCGGAGCGCGGCGGAGGAGCGCGAGCAGCAGCAGAAGCACGCGGCGCUAUGCGAGACGCUCCGCGGGGAGGACGCGUCAGUGCGGCUGCUGGAGGAGCUGGUGUUCGGCGCCGAGGAGCGGCUCGCGGAGCGUCUCACGGACAGCAGCGUGUUCCUGGAGGACGAGGACGUCCUGAGUGUGUGUUCAGAGGACAGCGGCUCCGAGAGAGGGACUCAGCCGGGGGUCCGGAGCGCAGUAUGGGAGGAUGAGGAUGAUGAGCGGGAGGAAGAGAUCGACAUGACGCAUCGCUUCCGCAGAGACUUUAAAAAGAGUGAAGCGGAGAAUAAAAUGACAAAACAGAGGCUGCAGCAGCGCCUGAAGGAACAGUUUCAGAAAACCAUGGGCGGCACGCCCAGCUGGGCAGAAGCCACAGCGCAGAAGAGACAGAAGACAGCAGAGCACGAGAGUGAAGACGAGGAUGAGAGAGGAGAUCUGUUGAGGAGGACGGGGAACUUCAUCGGCUCGUCUGACAGCCUGCCCAAGGGAAUCAUUAAGAUGAAGAAGUGUGUGAAUGUGAACAGUGAGUGUCCCGGCGGCGAUCAGCUGACCUCCGUUCAGUUUCACCCGUCUGCUCAGAUCGCCAUGACCGCGGGCCUGGACCACUCCGUAUCGCUCUUCCAGGUGGAUGGAAAGACCAACCCGAAGAUCCAGACCAUCCAUCUGGAGAAGUUUCCAGUGAGCAAGGCCUUGUUUAGCGCUGAUGGGGAGAGUUUAGUGGCCACUGGACUGAGGAACAAGCUCUUCUACAUCUAUGACAUGUUGGAGGGCCGAGUCGUGCCUGUGUCCUGUGUGAGAGGUCUGAAUGAGCAGAAGGUGUCAGACUUCCAGGUUUCUCCGGAUGGGAAGUAUCUUCUCCUCUCAGGAUCUUCAGGAUAUCUCCAUCUCAUGACCACAAAGACCAGAGAGAUCAUCCGGAGCAUGAAGUUGAACGGGAAUGUAUGUUCUGCAGCAUUCACCUCAGACAGCAGCAAGAUCUUCUCUAGCUCCCAGGAAGGCGAGGUGUUCAUCUGGGACGUGCAGAGCAGUAAAUGUCUGAAGAGGUUUGAGGAUGACGGCUGUGUUAGAGGAACUUCUCUGGCUCUGUGCAGGAAUGACCAGUAUCUGGCCUGUGGGUCUCAGAGCGGCGUGGUCAACAUCUACUCCCAGCAGGACUGUCUUCAGAAGCAGAAGCCCAAGCCUCUGAAGGCCGUCAUGAACCUGCUGACCAGCAUCAGCUCCCUGUGCUUCAACAGCACCUCUGAGAUCCUGGCCAUCGGCUCCAGAGCAGACAACGAGGCCAACCGACUGGUCCAUCUUCCAAGUUUUAAAGUGUUCUCCAAUUUUCCACACGUUCAAAAGAAGAAUAUAUUUCAAACCCAGUGUCUAGAUUUCUCCCCGCGGAGCGGCUUCUACUCGGUGGCCAAUAAUAAAGGCCAUGCUCUGCUCUUCAGGCUUCUGCAUUAUACUGAAUUCUAGAGAUGAAGCAGACGGCUCAGACUGAAGACCUCUGAUUUCAGCUCAAUAAACCUUUUACUUCGAGGACCAUUA